Choloepus didactylus (southern two-toed sloth) is the source of this 2474-nucleotide messenger RNA. RefSeq names its product transmembrane protein 86A (gene TMEM86A). The record is from RefSeq and is a predicted model, not a curated record. NCBI's taxonomy places the organism in Eukaryota, Metazoa, Chordata, Mammalia, Pilosa, Megalonychidae. The coding region runs from base 273 to 1334 and encodes 353 amino acids. Gene Ontology annotation, cellular component: membrane. The transcript has 4 exons.
CCCGGCCCCCGGGAGACGCCUGAUUUCCUCCUGCAGAAGCCCCCCGGGGCGGGCCAGCGUCGCCAGCUAAUCUCGCCCCGCCGGGCUCCAGCCCGCGCAUUGGCGGCGGCUGCGGUGACGUUGCGGGGUUCGCCGACAGCACCCCGAGCGCCGGGUGCGCGGGCAGCGUUGCCCGUCACCCCGGGCUUUGUUGCGUCGUAGCCUCCUCACCUGGCCGCGGGCGCGUCCCGGCCCUGGCUGCCGGCCGGAGCGGGCUGUCAGCCGCCGCCGCCAUGGUGUCCCCGGUCACUGUGGUGAGUGAGCGAGCGAGCGAGCCAGUGUCCCGCGCGGUCGGAGCCCGCUGGCCUGGGGGCUGGGCGGCGGCGGGCCAAGCCUCUGGGGGCCGCGGAGGAGCAGGGAUCCCGCGGCGGCCGACGCCCCCGGCUGGAGGUGGGCGCUGUCACGGCCCAGGCUCCGGGACCCGUGGCGCCCCUCGCUCGCCGGCGGGAGGGGGGAAGACAGGGCACGUGACUCGGAAGCGUGACUUUGUUGUUCUCUGUGUCUGGCGCGGGUCGGUGGGGUGGCGGCUUGGAGAGCAAGCAGCUCCUACCUGUUUCGCCUGCCUUCUACGAAGUAUGAGGCUGGGGGAGGAGGUGAAGAGUGAGGGACCCAAGUUGGUGCCCUUCUUCAAGGCUACCUGCGUGUAUUUUGUGCUUUGGCUGCCCUCGUCCAGCCCGUCGUGCGUCAGUGCCCUCAUCAAGUGCCUGCCCAUCUUCUGCCUCUGGCUCUUCCUUCUGGCCCAUGGCCUGGGAUUCCUGCUGGCCCACCCCAAUGCCACCCGCAUCUUUGUGGGCCUUGUCUUUUCUGCUGUAGGUGAUGCCUUCCUCAUCUGGCAGGACCAGGGCUACUUUGUGCACGGUCUGCUGAUGUUUGCUGUGGCCCACAUGUUCUACGCUUCGGCCUUUGGUAUGCGGCCACUGGCCCUGCGGACAGGUCUGGUGAUGGCAGUGCUGUCGGGCCUGUGCUAUGCCCUCCUCUACCCAUACCUCUCAGGUGCCUUUACGUAUCUGGUGGGGGUCUACAUGGCCCUCAUCAGCUUCAUGGGCUGGCGGGCUAUGGCAGGACUGCGGCUGGUUGGGGCAGCCUGGCGCUGGACCAAGCUGGCGGCUGGCAGUGGCGCACUGCUCUUUAUCAUCUCAGACCUGAUCAUCGCCUUCAACAAGUUCUGCUUCCCUGUGCCCUACUCCAGGGCACUCAUCAUGUCCACCUACUACGCCGCCCAGAUGUUCAUCGCCCUGUCAGCUGUCGAGAGCCGGGAUCCAGUGGAAGACCAUAGACUGAGCAAGGCCAACUGAGGGGCCAGGGUUUGGUCAUCCCUCUCUCCUCUGGGACUGGGGUCCAGGACCGGGGAACCUGCAGGAGCUGUUUCAGGAUGGCUGCAGUGCCAGCCUGGGGCAGCAGGUACCACCCGGGAAAUCUACAAGUUUGAAGGGGUGAGCAGGAAAAAUCUACCUUGCAAAGCCAGUGGUCCAAGACAAUGCUGAGAGCUAGAAAGAGCCAGCCAGCUGCCCCCUGCUGGAGCCAGAAGUAGACAUCUCCCCACCUCUACCCCAUCAGAAUUGUCAAAGCUCCCCCUGGAGGGCGAUGGUGCUCGGCUCCUUGACCCCAUCUCACCCACUAGGGGGAAGAGACUGACUCCAUCUCUUAUGCCCAGGACCAAUUUAAAUGCUGGGCUUACCCAGACCCACCCUCUCUGAUUUGCACAGAGUUGAGCGAAAGGGGAGAAGUUUGUGCUGAGAUGGCGCAGGCUCCCCAGGGCUUGAAGCCCCUUUCACAGGCUCUAGUUGGGAAGAUUGGAUGAGGGUGGAGUCUUUCUUUUCCUCAUCUAUCCUUAUUACUUGAAGAAUCUCUAUCUCUAAGUGAUGGGUGGGAAGGUAAAAGGGUGUCUGUCCAGAGUUGGCAGGAGAGGGGAAUGCCUUGGCCUGGGAGCUUGAGGCACCAAGAAUUCAAGUUGGUCCAGUCUCUUUCAUGGGCUAGCCCAGAGCUCAGACCCCACACUACCGCCCUCAAACCCCAUCCAUGGGGCUAGGGUGAACCAUGCCAAAGGAAGGGGCCACCUCUGUGUAUGUAUGUGUGCGUGUGUCUGUCUGAGAAUGUGCAGUCUGUCUACCAUCUAGUUAACGUCAUUCUCUGUCUGCUAUCUCUGUCCUGCUGUCUUGUCAGGGUUUCAUAGGGAUAGGGUCUCAGGGAGCUGCUGAGGGGGUGUUGAGCCUGGUGCAGGGAGCUGGGACCUCCCGCCUCCACAUACACACACUUUCUCAAUGUUUUCCUCUCUGCCUCUCCUGCACUGGGGGCAAGGGGAGCAGGUUCCAAUGACACUCCAGGGUCAUUAAGGCCAGAGGCACAUUCAAUGCAAGGGGAGCAAGGGUGGGACAACUCCAUCCUCUACUGCCCAUGUGAAAAAAAAAAAUAAAAACCAAGAGCCAUUGGCUGCC